Penicillium expansum is the source of this 1467-nucleotide messenger RNA. RefSeq lists its product as uncharacterized. The record is from RefSeq and is a predicted model, not a curated record. The coding region runs from base 1 to 1467 and encodes 488 amino acids. The transcript has a single exon. NCBI's taxonomy places the organism in Eukaryota, Fungi, Ascomycota, Eurotiomycetes, Eurotiales, Aspergillaceae.
AUGUCCGCAGAUCUGCUAGCAGAGUUUGGUCAGGCGCCUACUCCAGACAAUAAGUCCGGACAGCAGCCAUCGCAAUACCAGAAAAAUUCAUUCUUCGAUGUCGACGAGAACAUCGAUUUCUUCGGGUCAUCAGGAAAUGUACAGCACAACACACAUCCCAAUCCAACUCCGGGAGCUCCGUGGCAAGGCCCUAGUCAUCAGGAAUUUGAUAUUCCCUUGAAUCCACAUGGCGAUUUAUUUUUCGAUGCAGCAUUUGACGCACCAGCAAGUGAUGAAGACGAUGAUGACUGGGGUGAAUUCGAGGGCCCUGAUUCAAACACUCAACUUGCACAGUCAACAUCUCUUCGGCCAUCAAUGACAGCUACGUUGUCAAAACCAGAGCCUCCCCAAGAUGCUCCAGGGGUUUCUAGGACAAUUGACUUGCUAGAUUCACUCUCAAUGCAAGACUCCGCACCAGUUGUGAAACAUCCAUCGGAGAUUGCUAAAAAGAACCAACACCUCGAACCUAGUAAUAACCAAGACCAGACGACAUGGGAUGAUGAUUCGUUUGGUGACUGGGGCGAUUUCGCUGAUGCACCUGCUAGCCAACCUCCCCCCAAGGUCUCCGAGAAGAAAACAAAACCUCCUACAAAACGUCCUGUCAAAUCCAAUAGGCCGCCUGCAUCAGCCUGGGACGACGAUGCCUUCGACGACUGGGGUGACUUUUCAGAUGGGCCCAGUGUGAAGCCUGUGCCCAAAUCUAAACCCACCUCGCCCCCGACGGUCCCUAGCCCAGCUCCUAGUAGCUCUGUUUCUGGGACGACAGCCCCCACAGCCACCGUCCGCCCGACAAAUAUCCCACCGCCAUCAGUCCUUCUUGAGUUGUUUUUAGAUGUGUUUGAGAUUCUUCAGAAGGAGGCUACGCUCGCAAAAUCCCAGCUACGAUCCUCGGCCCCACAGUCAUCAUCCCCAAACAUCGUUUCUACAACAGCCUUAAAUAUUCACAAUGUACUUCAAUCGGCCGCUCGCGUAAUUGCAGGGCGAAGUCUCCGGUGGAAACGUGAUACAAUUCUUAGUCAAAGCAUGCGAAUCGGCCCUGCCCGUUCCGGCAAAGCCGGUGGUAUGAAACUUAAUAGCGUGAACAAGCAAGAGACCAUCAAAGAAGAACAAGACGCCGUUGAUGUGCUUACUACUUGGCGUGAACGGGCGGUGAUUUUCAAUGCUAUUCUACAAGCUGCAGGCCAGCGGCCGAUCCCUACGGUCCAAGAUCCUAGUGCACUCAAGGUUAUUACGGCACGGGCGGACCAGGGCGCGCUAAAGGCCUCCCAUCCAUGCGCACUCUGUUCGCUUAAGAGAGAUGAGCGGGUGUUGCGAGUGGACGAACAAAGUGUUCAAGAUAGCUUCGGCGAGUGGUGGACUGAGCAUUGGGGCCACACAGCAUGCAGGCAAUUUUGGGAGACGAAUCGAAAUCUGCUUGGGCAGCGUUGA